This is a messenger RNA of Hordeum vulgare subsp. vulgare (domesticated barley), 2908 nucleotides long. Its product is annotated as disease resistance protein RGA5-like. Lineage: Eukaryota; Viridiplantae; Streptophyta; Magnoliopsida; Poales; Poaceae. The coding region runs from base 90 to 2798 and encodes 902 amino acids. Gene Ontology annotation, biological process: defense response to other organism. The transcript has 2 exons. Gene Ontology annotation, molecular function: ADP binding. The record is from RefSeq and is a predicted model, not a curated record.
UAUUCCACUAUCCUGACCUAUAGUGGACAAUUGUCGCCGGUAACAUACAAAGUAUACCAAACGAAAGAAAGAGAGCUGGUCAUCAAGAAAUGACUGAAAUCAUGGUGGGCACUUUUACCGGGGUGAUGAGAUCCAUCCUAAGUAAGCUGGCCUUUCUAACGGGGGAGAAGUUAUAUCUGCUCAUAAACUUGAGAAAGGAGGUGAAGUUCAUCACAGACGAGCUAGGUAGUAUGAAUGAUCUUCUUGAGGGGCUCGCAGAUGUGGAGGAGUUAGAUCCACAAACAAAAGGGUGGAGAAAUCAAGUGAGGGACAUGGCUUAUGAUAUUGAAGACAUCAUCGAUGACUACAUCCACUACAUAGGAGAGAAAUGUGAAAGUGAUGGGUUUGUUACCAAAACUGCUCGGUGGCUAAGAACACUGAGAGAUGGCCAUAAGAUUGUCGGUCGAAUCAAGGAGAUCAAGACUGCUGUGCAAGAAUCAAGUUUGCGGCGCACAAGGUAUAAUCUUCAUGAAUGCAUUACUAGGUCAAGCAGUGUGUCCAUUGACCAAAGGAUUUUCGCACUGUAUGCAAAUGCAGCAGACCUUGUUGGUUUGGAUAGGCCGGUAAAUGAGCUUGUCCACUGGCUAAUAGAUGACCAAAAGCAGUUGAAAUCAGUAUCCAUUGUAGGAUUUGGAGGUCUAGGAAAAACUACACUUGUGAAUGAAGUAUAUCGUAGGAUGAAGGGAGAAUUUAGGGGUUCUGCUUUUGUGGCAGUCUCUCAAAAACCAGACAUUCCCAAACUUCUCUACAGUUUGCUAUCUCAACUUGGUGGCCAGAUAUUGUUUCAUGCCUGCGAUCUACAUGACCUUGUCAACAAACUCAGAAAACAUCUCCACAAGAAGAGGUACUUCAUCGUAAUUGAUGAUCUAUGGGAUGUAUCAGUGUGGGACAUCAUUAAAUGUGCCUUUCCGGAGAAUAAUCUUGGCAGCAGAGUAAUAACAACUACAAGAAUUCAGGAUGUCGCCAAGGCAUGUUCUUUCAAUCACCGUGAAUGCAUUUUGAACAUGAAACCUUUGAGCGAUGAAGACUCCAGAACACUUUUUUUUAGUAGAAUAUUUGGCUCUGAAGCAGGUUGCCCUCAUCAACUUAAAAAUGUUUCAGUUGAAAUUCUUAGAAAAUGUGGAGGUUUGCCACUGGCAGUUAUUAGCGUUGCUAGCCUACUGGCAAGUGAAGACUGCAAUCGGAUGGAAAGGUGGGAACAUGUGCAAAGUUCACUGGGCUCAAUGUCCGGAACAAAUCUCACCUUGGAAAGAAUGAGACAAAUCUUGAACCUUAGCUACACAAAUCUUCCUCCCCAUCUCAAGACAUGCCUGAUGUAUAUUGGUAUGUAUCCCGAAGACUACACCAUGCAGAGGACUGCUUUGGAACAUCAAUGGAUAGCUGAAGGGUUUGUCAACAAAGCACAUGGACAAGAUGUGCACAAGGUUGCAAUGAGUUACUUCAAUGAGCUUGUCAACAGGAGCCUUGUUCAACCCGUGGACUUUGAAUUUGAUAAGUCAGUGAAGUCCUUCAAAGUGCAUGAUAUAAUGCUUGAUCUUAUCUUGUGCAAAUCUGCAGAAGAGAACUUUAUAACUGUAGUGGACGACAUACAAGCAGUUGCAGGACUGAAUCAAAAGACCCGUCGGCUCUCCUUCUGCUUGGACGGUGCAAUAUUACCGAAGAAAAUCAGUAUGUCACAAGUUCGGUCUCUGGCAAUCUUCCGAAACACUCAGAAUAUACCUCCUGUGGCACAGUUCAAGUUUCUCCGAGUUCUUGUUGCUGAUUUUUCUAGCGUGUAUAGCUACGGUGGGACAAUCGAUCUCAGUGGAUUGUGUAAACUGUACCAUCUUCGGUAUUUAAAGAUUGAAGGUUGUGACGCAUGCCAGCUACCAAAAGAGAUUAGGAAGCUCCAGAACUUGGAAACACUUGAUCUAGACAGUAAGUGCUGCAUCCCAUCAGAUAUAGUUCAUCUACCAUGCCUGUUGCAUCUUACUGUGCCAGCAGGUGCACGACUACCCGAUGGCAUUAACAAGAUGACAUCCCUGCGCUCUCUGCGUGAUAUUCACUUGGAAAAUAACUCAAUCGAUUGCAUCAAGGGCGUUGGAGAGCUGACCAAUCUGAGUACUCUAUACCUUACCUGGAGCGAUAGUAUGGUCGACACUGCCACACGCAUGGAUGUUCUAUGCUCUUCUCUGGAAAAACUUUGUAGCCUUCGGUGCCUGCACUUAGAUGCCACAGAUUGCAUCGAUGGUUUGAGCACCUUAUCGCCUCCUCCCCACCUCGAGGAACUCCGCAUGAAUAGCUGUUGGUUUUCCAGGGUACCUACAUGGAUGGGGAAACUCCAUAACCUCAGUGAGUUGAAACUAAGAAUUGAUGAGCUGCAACAAGAUAGUCUGUGUAUCCUUGCAGAGUUGCCCUCCCUCAUUGACCUCUAUCUAAAGAUCAGAAGAGCUCCAGUUGAAAUGAUAAUCAUCUGUGAGUCAGCAUUCCCAGUGCUAAGGCGUUUCUUACUCUGCUGCAGCAGAGUGUCAUCCAUGUCCUUCCAGGCAAAGGCAAUGCCCAAGCUCCAAAGGCUCAUUCUGCAGAUCGAAGCUCAAGGAUCGGAGUUGCACGGGGCAGCGCCUGCCGGCAUCGAGCACUUAUCAGCACUUGAAGAGAUCUCGGCACUGAUCAGCCUCUAUGAUGCUUCGUAUAAGGACACAAUUAGUGCAGAGUUUGCGUUGAGGAACGUCGCCAGCAUGCAUCUCAACCGUCCACUAACAGAAGUCAAGUUCCGUUGACCUUUUGGUACCAUCAUUUUUCUUAUCGUCCACAUUAUCUUCACCUUACUGGGAAAAGUAGUAAAAUGUAUCAGUUUUGAUUUUGCAAUGAUUGGUCUUACUGACAUAGC